UCACAGCGACCCAGCAGAGCCAGGAUCCCCCGAGUCAGAUAUCUCAACACAGCGACGAAAAUAGCUUUUCAAAGAGAACGCGUCUGCAUCGGCCAUGAUCUUAUUCCACAAGUUGUAAUAGUUUUCACAUCUCUUAUAGGGUUUUCCUUUUUGGAUGCGACUUGUUUCCCCCUUUUUUGAAGCAGUUACAGUCUCUUUUGACUUUAUUAUUUCUCCUUCUUGUUGUUUGUUUGCGGCGAUACAGCGAGAGAGGAUCCAGAGCAACAGCUGUGGAAUAUAUAAACUCCGCUAUAUGGAUAAGCUCCCAUCUGCAGCUGUACUCAGAGUUUAAUCUCACACGUUUCUCUCUGCGCAAAGAAGAAAAUGAAAUCUGCUGAAGAGGAUGCAUAUGGCUACACGCCAAACGUCAGUCUCUCCCUCCCACUGGGCAACCCUUGCCUUCCCUCCCAGUACCACAGCCUCCAGUCCAGCCCCACUAUAUCUGUCUCUGUCUCCGAGUCUCACAGUUAUGACACCCAGGAUGACAUGAGAGCAGCCGGCUACUAUUCAUCCUCAAGCAUCCGCCCAAAUGGGGCUCCAACCCUGGAGAGUCCUCGUAUCGAGAUCACAGCCUACGGUCAGUUUCCUGAGGACCAAGUGGAGGAGAGCAACCUUCCUGUUGCUAAGCGAGUCAACUCUAUAGUGACGCUGACCCUCCCCAGUGCAGAUGGUUAUCGUGACCCCAGCUGCCUGAGCCCAGCCAGCAGCAUCUCAUCUCGCAGCUGCCACUCCGACGCCUCCUCCUAUGAGUCAAGCUUCUCCUACAACUAUGAAAACUCACCCCAGAACUCUCCCUGGCAGUCGCCCUCUGUGUCCCCAAAGGGCUCCACCCUUGCCCUGCCAGGUGAUGGCUGCACCUCUGGUGGUUCCCCUCGCCACUCCCCCUCCACCUCCCCACGCACAAGUGUGACAGAUGAUACCUGGAUGGGUCAGCGAGGCUCCAGGCCCAACUCCCCUUGUGGUGCAAAGAGGAAGUACAGCUUUAACGGCAGCGGGGCAUCGCACAAGCACUACCCAUACUCGCCCAACCACUCCCCUGGAGUGUCCCCGCAGACCUCCCCUCGCCUCAGUAUAACAGAAGAGACCUGGCUGCCAAACACCAACCAGUACACCAACUCAGCCAUCCUGGCAGCCAUCAAUGCCUUGACCACAGAUGGAGUGGCCGACCUUGGGGAGGGAAUCCCCAUUAAAGCUCGGAAAACCAGCCUGGAGCACAGCCCCACUGUCAGCCUGAAGUUGGAGCCUGGAGGCGAGGAGCUGAAUCCAGGGGAGCUCUGUCAGGACGAUCACCCCUCCAAUCGCCUGCCUUUAAAGAAGGAGGGCUACUGUGGUGGGUUUCUAGAUGUGCCACAGCACCCAUACUCCUGGUCCAAGCCAAAGCAAUAUGUCAGCCCAUCCCUGCCAGCUCUCGACUGGCAGCUGCCGUCCAGUUCAGGGCCGUACAGCCUGCAGAUCGAUGUGCAGCCCAAGUCCCACCACCGAGCCCACUAUGAGACGGAGGGCAGUAGGGGAGCAGUGAAGGCCCUGGCAGGAGGACACCCUGUUGUUCAGCUCCAUGGCUACAUGGAAAGCGAGCCGCUUACUCUGCAGUUGUUCAUUGGCACUGCUGACGACAGGCUGCUGAGGCCCCACGCCUUCUACCAGGUCCACCGCAUCACAGGGAAGACGGUGUCUACCCCGAGCCACGAGGCCCUGCACAACAACACCAAGAUCCUGGAGAUCCCACUGCUGCCAGAGAACAACAUGCGGGCCAUAAUUGACUGCGCAGGGAUCUUGAAGCUGCGUAAUUCGGACAUUGAGCUGAGAAAGGGGGAGACUGACAUCGGACGCAAGAACACACGUGUGCGGAUGGUUUUCAGAGUUCACAUUAACCAGGCCACGGGGCGAACAGUGUCCUUGCAGGUUUCGUCCAACCCCAUUGAGUGCUCCCAGAGAUCAGCCCAGGAGCUGCCGCUGGUGGAUAAGAGGAGCUUGGAGACGUGUCCUGCCCCCGGGGGGGAGAGGAUGCUCAUCGACGGACACAACUUCCAGCACGACUCCAAGGUGGUGUUUGUGGAAAAGGCUCAAGACGGUCACCACCUCUGGGAGACGGAGGCCAAGGUCGACAGAGACGCCUCUAAGCCUAACUCACUAAUCGUUGAAAUCCCUCCCUACCGGAACCAAAGACUCUCCACCCCAGUCCACGUCAACUUCUACGUCUGCAACGGCAAGAGGAAAAGAAGCCAGUACCAGCGCUUCACCUACGUCCCUGCCAGCGCUCCGACAAUAAAGACGGAGCCACACGACGACUACGACGCCCCCCUGUUGUGUGGCCAACAUGGCCCCGGCCUGUCCAUGCACCCAAAGCCAUACUUCCCCCCUCAGGUCAUGACCCCGAUGAUGACCUCUGACCUUCGGCCGUGCGUUGUGGGCGGGGCUUACUCUGUCAGCCAGCAAAGAUUGGCAGCCAAGCCUUCCUCGCUCCCCUCUCCAAGCACCAGCCCCAAACUGCACGACCUGUCGCCACCGCCGCCCUUCUCCAAAUGCCUCUCUGCCGGCCCAGCCGUCCAGCACCCGGGCCAACAGUCCCCGAUCCCGCAUGUCUCCAUCAUCCAGGAGACUCCUGGGCGCUACCAGCCGCCCAGCCUCUACCCACCCAGCAGCUCCCCCUCCUCCUCCCCAACCUCGCAGCCCUCAACCCCGACCGACGGGCCUUUCUCUCCAGCCCUCUGCAUCACACCAGCUCAGCCAGUCAGCAGCGGCAGCACCAGCCCAGGAGCUCAGCAGCACCCCAAGGUGCCAGAGAGGGGGCGGGGCUCCCUUCAGGAGGAAGGCAGCCCCCCGACGCUGGCUGUCAGCAUCAAACAGGAACCACAGGAGCUGGACCAGAUGUACCUUGAUGAUGAUGCACAGAAGGUCAAAGCCAGAUCAAAUAGAGGAGACGAGGUCAGUCAGUUCAGUCUGGGCCGAGAAGAGCACACAUGGCAGCGGAACGACACGCUGUAGGAGGGUGGAGAUGAGUUAAUGAGAUCAUCAGGAACGACCUGUCGAGCAUCUCCGUCCACAGCCACGCGUAGUUUCCCGUCACCAACAAAACUGACACGGGACACAGAAAAAAAAAGGGAAACACCAAACAAAAGAUGGACAUUGUGCUUUUCAUGCUUGGACUACAGCGUGCAGGAAGAAGCAGCAAAACAAAAUGCAAAAAGAACAAAUGUAAAUGUAUUGUCCAGAUGACCAGGGUCCAACGUGUGCCUUGUUUUUCAUAUAUAUAAUGCCUUUACACAGAAAUUAUCCAAGGAAUAAAUCACAUGACUGACUUUUUUAAAGACAUGUAAAUUGAGUAUGUAGCAACCAAACCUGCCACCCCACAACAAAGUAUGCUUUUAGAGGACCAAAAUAUGUUUUAUAUGUCUUUUUUUGCUGCAGUUUGUAAAUGAUCCAGUGCCUGAGUUAUGAUAUUUGUAUAUACAGUAUCUGUAGUGCUUCAGUUUGCGUAUCUGACUUUACAGAGAGACAAUUUAAAAGAGAAGUGCCUUUUUGACUGGAAACAGAAAAAUGUGGCCUGAGUUUGGCUUCACAGGUUCAACUUCAACAGAUGAAAGAUUUUAUAAAGUAAGAUAAUGUAACUUUUGCUGAAUAGAGGCUACAAAUGGUGAUAAUGGGGUAAUGUUAAAUGACAAAAGACAAGGCAACAGUAGCAUGAUUAGAGAAUUGUGAUUAGCCCCCCCAAAAGCUACUGUUCAGUGAGGCUGUAGCAACAAAACCCCUGGGUGUGUUGAAGUGAUGAAGGGUUUGUUUAAUUUCUCAUGAACUUCAUCAACUUUUUUUAAUUUGUAAAAGGAAGAAUGUGUUACUUCUUCUCUUAAAAGCUGCAUUUAAAUCAUAUUUAGUCAACAUUUGUUUGGACAAAUAAAGAUUAAUAAAAUCGAAUACAUUUUCUGUAUUCACAAACAACAAUAAGCACUUAACCACUAAACCUGUGGUAUUACUUAUAUUAUAUUCCAUUAAAGGGGCAGUUCACCACAAAAUCAAAAAUGCACAUUUUUCCUCUCACCUGUAGAGCUGUUCAUCAGUCUAGAUUGUUUUGCUGUGAGUUGUUGAGUGUUGGCGAUAAUGGCUGCCUUCUCUCCAGUAUAAUGAAACUACAUGGCACUCGGCUUGUGGUGCUCAAAGUGCCAAAAAAAAAAAUACAUCUGAAAACCUCAACAGCAAUGUCUCUUUUUAGAAAUCAUGACCUUGUUACUCAAGAUAAUCCACAGACCUUGUUGUGAGCAGUUUCAUGUAGGAACUAUUUUCUUUCUACUGGAGUACACCAGCCAACUGCACCACACAGAAGGAAGCGUGCAUCUACUCAUGGAUGAGAGACUCAUGCUUGUUACAGCAUGAAAUAUAAACAUUAAUGGCAUCCUUCUUGGCUGAGCUGUAAUGCUAGCUAGCUUAGCAAUAUAUCCUCACACAAUGAUAUGUAUGAUAUCCUACAAAUUAGAGCCCCACGAACAACGUUACGUACCUAAAGUAAUGUUACAUAGUCAGUGUUAAGUUAAAAGGUUAGGCAUAGGACAAGAAACACAUUGACAACAUACCUUGAAAUGACUCAAGAGUUCACACAGUUUUGAACACCAGUCUCCUGGUAGGAAAGGUUCUGGUUUGUUACCCAGCCUGUGCCCCAACUUGCCUCUUUAAAGGAGUGCUCUUCUGUUCUGAUCACAGCCUUCCCAAAUAUGUGGGUUAUACACAAAUUACUGGCUCAUGAUAACGUGGGAUAUGUACAAAUUUUGGUGCAUUACUUUACAUAGGAAAACAUACAAAUAGUGCAUGAGAACAGCCUGAGCUCAGUGGUGUGAGGUGAGCUAGCAGUGGAUGCACGCUUCCUUCUGCACGGUGAUACAGUCGGUGAGUGUAGUUUGGUAGAAAGAAAAUAGUUCCUACAUAAAACUGCUCACAACAAGGUCUGUGGAUUAUCUUGAGUAACUGUGUCAUGAUUUCUGGAAAGAGACAUUACUGUUGAGUUUUUCAAAUGUAUUUUUUUUUUGGCACUUUGAGCACCACAAGCUGAGUGCCAUCUAGUUCCAUUAUACCAGAGAGAAGGCAGACAUCUGUACGGCUGAUAACUCCGACACUCAGCAACUCACACCAAAACAAUCUGCACGGAUAAAUAGCACAACAGGUAAGAGGAAAAAUAUGUGUUUUUGGUUUGGUUUGAACUGACCCUUUAAGACAACAAUUUAGUGUCACUUGAAUUAACAACAAGUUACCCAAACCUCAUCUAGAGGUCAUAUGUCUUCAUGCACUCAUACAGUACAAAUAACUGUGUAGUCACAGAAUAACGAGUCAGUUUGUGUCAUUUCUGCAUCGAAACUUGAAAUCAACAUGAACUUUGGAGUAAACUGUUGGCUACAGUCAUUUUUAUCAAAGACGAAAUCAUCUCAGUUUUGACAAAGCUUGACUUUUCUCUGGAAGCUACUAUAUGCAACAUGCCGGUCGUCUCUCACAGAAUGUAACUGUCUCUAAUCCAAAGAAUACCUAACAAAAGUGAACAGCAAUACAAAUAUAUAAAGUCUUUGAUGUUUGUUUUUCUAUUUUCAUAUUUAUUCUCUUAGCAUGUGCUCUGUUUAGUCAUGUUCAUCAUACAGCCUCUCUGACAUGGUUACCUACAUACUGUGGUUUAUCUACUCAUUAGUUUGCGCUCUUAUAGUAAAACUGAAUGGGCUUACACACUUUGUUCUCAUGUUUUUAUAUGUAUUUAUGAGUCUUAAUCCUUGUAACCGAAGCCAUACUGAAAUGUUUACCAAGGAGGUUAUUGUUGCUCUACAACACAUAAUUCUGCUUUGUGAUCUAUUUUGUGUAUUUGUCAAUAAAUAAGCCUUCAUCUCUUG
Messenger RNA from Epinephelus fuscoguttatus (brown-marbled grouper), 5897 nucleotides. RefSeq names its product nuclear factor of activated T cells 1 (gene nfatc1). The coding region runs from base 364 to 3024 and encodes 886 amino acids. The record is from RefSeq and is a predicted model, not a curated record. The transcript has 11 exons. Gene Ontology annotation, biological process: regulation of transcription by RNA polymerase II; cytokine production; calcineurin-NFAT signaling cascade. NCBI's taxonomy places the organism in Eukaryota, Metazoa, Chordata, Actinopteri, Perciformes, Serranidae. Gene Ontology annotation, cellular component: transcription regulator complex. Gene Ontology annotation, molecular function: RNA polymerase II cis-regulatory region sequence-specific DNA binding; transcription factor binding; DNA-binding transcription factor activity, RNA polymerase II-specific.